GAGAGGCACUGCUAAAACAGCCUGGCAGGACACAUCCAUAUCUCAGUCUGAAAGAGAGAAUCAGUCUGAGCUCAAACCAACUGCACUGCUGAGAACUCAAAUGAGAGCAAGGAUCAGCCGACGAGGACAGUCGUUUCAGAGAGGACCCUAAACUGAAAGUGUAUUGUAUGUUGUGUUAGAGAGAAAGAAGAGGACUGCUGGAGUGCUGCUGCUCUAGAGGAAUUGAGACUGAAGGUGAAUGUGAGACUGACCUAUCAGAGGCUACAGCAGGGAAAGAUCAGGAUGAGCAUGAUCGACACACUGGAGAAGGGGGCUCAUCACCAGACCAUCGACCUCUCUGAAGAGCUCCCAAGCAUCAGUCAUCAUCACCAGCACCAUCACCCCAAUCUCCAGCAUACCAACUCCUUGGUCUCCACCCUGCCAGCCGGGACUACAGUAGGUGGAGCUGGAGUGGUUGUGCCUCCACCUUACUCCCCAGAGGCUGGAGGAGUUGAAGCACCGCUGGAGCUGCGGGGCUCUUUGGACUGCUGGGCCUGUUCGGUGCUGGUCACUGCACAAAACCUGCUGAUCGCCGCCAUCAACGCUUGCCUGGCUGGACUGGUCUUUGGGCUCAUCCUCACUCCUGCUAUCGUCAUGGUGGUGUUUGGCUUUCUUUGUCAUUCAACGGUGCGUCCACAUGGUUCUUUACCAUACUGCUCAGACUUGCUGACUGACGGGGGCUGUGUGGCUCUGCUGGUUGUGGGUUUCUUGCUAGUGACUCCUCUCUUGGUUCUGGCAUUGGCUGCGUACUGCCGGCUAGCUCGACACCUUCAGCUGGGGCUGUGCUUUAUUCCGUACAGUCGCGCCGUUUACAAGAACCUUCCAGCUACCCAGCAUCGUGGUCUGGCAGGAGGUUGCUGUGGACAGCGAUCUAUGAAAGGAGCAGGAAAGGGGAAGGUGUGGGUCUAGUAGUCAGGACUUCACACUGUUGUAGCCAUAGAGUUAUGGAACACCAUGUUACACAUUGCUGAGCUAAAACAAAUUACAUCCAAAUAUUUAAAUAUAUAAAUCACAGACAGAAAGAAGAACUUCCUGCUCUCUGAUUUUGAGGCAUACUCACUGGAACUGUUACAGCAUAAUCAAUAUUUGACAUUUAUAAAAUGACCAAACUUAAAUAUUCAGAAAUUGUGUAUGUUUUCUGUCAAACACUGUUCACCUCAAAUAGCCAGCACACUUUAAAAAAGAUUUCCAUUUAUAUUUUGUUAACUAUUUUCUUAUAACAUGUACAAUGUUGUUUAUAUUCUUUUUUUCAAUAAAUGUUAC
Danio aesculapii is the source of this 1302-nucleotide messenger RNA. RefSeq names its product transmembrane protein 88 b (gene tmem88b). Bases 283 to 948 code for a protein of 221 amino acids. Gene Ontology annotation, cellular component: plasma membrane. NCBI's taxonomy places the organism in Eukaryota, Metazoa, Chordata, Actinopteri, Cypriniformes, Danionidae. Gene Ontology annotation, molecular function: PDZ domain binding. The transcript has 3 exons. The record is from RefSeq and is a predicted model, not a curated record.